This is a messenger RNA of Drosophila subobscura, 1289 nucleotides long. RefSeq lists its product as uncharacterized. Gene Ontology annotation, biological process: septate junction assembly. Lineage: Eukaryota; Metazoa; Arthropoda; Insecta; Diptera; Drosophilidae. Bases 142 to 537 code for a protein of 131 amino acids. The record is from RefSeq and is a predicted model, not a curated record. The transcript has 3 exons.
CCGCUUUGGUCGUGUACACGCUUAACGGAUCCGAUACCAUCCCAUCCAUCCGCGUAAAUACUUGUAGAAUCGAAAGGAUCGGGCAGCGUCUUCAAGCUGGAUCACAUCUUCGAGGAUUACCAACGGCAACAGUUUCAUAAAAUGUCGCACGGCGAGCGUAAGGGUCGCCUCAAUGUGGUCAAGUUUCUGGAAUUGGGGUUUGCAGUGGCCUGUUUGGUGCUGCACUUUUACAGCUUCAAUGAUCGGGAUAUUAUGACAUCGUUUCUGGCCACCGGCACCUUCACGGGCUACAUUAUCGUGGUGAUUGGUGUGUUUGCUGGCGUUCUGAUGCGGGCACCCAUCCACAAGCGCAUCGACAUAUUCUUCAGCGUCCUGGGCUGCGCCAUGUUUGUGGCCAGCGGUGUGUUCAUCAUUGAGGCCUGGGAGUUCUCCUUCAGGACACGGACACGCGACCUGGCGCUGAUCAAGGCCUCACUGUCGAUCGUCAAUGGCGUGCUGUUUGGCUUCGAUGCCAUCUUCACCUUUCGGGACAAGUGAAGUGAAGGCCGCACAAAACUUGUAUUUUUUUUCUCUCUUUCAUAUGCAUUUAUUAGGCGUUAAGUCGAUUCAGAUUCAGAGUUCAUUUACUUUAUUUAUUUAUAUAUUUUUUACUCAAACAUUCGCUCUUUAGAAUAACACUAACCACACAUACAACUGAAUAGCUAACAACUUACUCGCGAGCUCCCCCAAGUUCUACCCUUACCCAACGUGCUAUGCUGUGCUGAUGGUGAUGUUGUUGUUUGUGGUGGUGUCUUAGAUUAAUACAACUGCAGAGGUUCUAGCUACUCUAGCGCUAUCCCUCGGGUGCAUGCUUAGAGUUUAACACAAUUGCAAAUUGGAGACACUUGAUGCAUCUAUGAUUGUUACAUUUUCAGAUUGCUUUGCCUUUGCCUUUGCUCUACACAAAAAUGGGUCUUAGUUUACAUUUGCAUACGUUCAGAUCUAGUCUUUAACGAUUCCAUGCGUCGGAUCGAUGCGUUGGAUUGCCCGAGAGUGAGACCAGAGACGCUCCUAGAUACUCCAGCAGCUCGCAUGCAUCUAGCCUCUCCUCUCUGUUAUUCAACGCAUCGGACGACGAUGGUUACAAUUGCUUUUCUCUUAAACGCAUCUAAGAUUGCUCAUACAUUUUGCAUACACGUUAGUAACUCUCUAACUCACGAUGAUCGUCCUUGUCCCCUAAACUCGCUUAAAUGUAAGUGCAAUAAUUGUUGUUUUUGUGUGAGUUUUAGUCUCAAUAAAAAGUAAAUUGU